AUGACCCAAGCCGUUGUUGUCCGUGGCCGUUUCGCCGGUAAGAAGGUUGUCAUCGUGAAACCACACGACGAUGGUACCAAGGCCCACCCAUUCCCACAUGCCAUAGUUGCCGGUGUCGAGAGACAACCACUCAAGGUGACCAAGGGUAUGGGCGCCAAGAAGGUUGCCAAGAGAACCAAGAUCAAGCCAUUUGUCAAGCUUGUCAACUACAACCACUUGAUGCCAACCCGUUACACCUUUGACGUCGAGUCUUUCAAGAGCGUCGUUUCUGGUGAGGCUUUGGAGGAGCCAUCCCAGCGUGAGGAGGCCAAGAAGGCGUUGAAGAAGGCUUUCGAGGAGAGACACCAGAGCGGUAAGAACAAGUGGUUCUUCACCAAGCUUGCUUUCUAA
Molecule: messenger RNA, 390 nt
Organism: Kuraishia capsulata CBS 1993
Lineage: Eukaryota; Fungi; Ascomycota; Pichiomycetes; Pichiales; Pichiaceae
Exons: 2
Coding region: 1-390 (129 amino acids)
Biological process (GO): translation
Cellular component (GO): cytosolic large ribosomal subunit; ribosome
Molecular function (GO): structural constituent of ribosome
Source: RefSeq, a predicted model, not a curated record